Messenger RNA from Jaculus jaculus (lesser Egyptian jerboa), 2580 nucleotides. It is a transcript of the gene Pou2f3, whose product is annotated as POU class 2 homeobox 3. The transcript has 13 exons. Gene Ontology annotation, biological process: regulation of transcription by RNA polymerase II. The coding region runs from base 1 to 1461 and encodes 486 amino acids. Gene Ontology annotation, cellular component: nucleus. Lineage: Eukaryota; Metazoa; Chordata; Mammalia; Rodentia; Dipodidae. Gene Ontology annotation, molecular function: RNA polymerase II cis-regulatory region sequence-specific DNA binding; DNA-binding transcription factor activity, RNA polymerase II-specific. The record is from RefSeq and is a predicted model, not a curated record.
AUGGUGGUGGGGAAGAAGAAGGAGGAAGAGGAGGAGGAGGAGACAGCUCUCCUGACCUAUGCCGAGGAGCAGAGCAGGUUGACUCUUCCUGCUCUUACCAAUUCUGGAAACAGCACAGGGACGCCAGGGUGCCUAGUUCCACCAACGCCCUUUCCCAACAGGGCUGAAUGCAAGGUUGGCUACCUGACUGGUGCUGAGAUCAAGAUGAGCGGGGGCGUAGCAGAUUCUACGGAUGCUGCUCGUGGCACUUUCAGCCAGGUGGAGCCAGGAAAUGAGCGCGACAGCCUUGACUUCAACAGGCAGAUUAAGACAGAGGACCUUGGUGACUCCCUGCAGCAGAACCUCUCCCCACGGCAAUGCCACCUGAGCCAAGGACCUUCCAUGAUGUCUGGAAACCAAAUGUCUGGGGACAUGGCUUCUCUCCAUCCACUCCAGCAGCUUGUGCUGGUUCCGGGCCACUUACAGUCCGUAUCCCAGUUCCUGCUUUCCCAGACCCCACCUGGGCAGCAAGGUCUGCAGCCGAGUCUUCUCUCCUUUCCACAGCAACAAAGCAGCCUCCUCCUGCCACAGACAGGGCCGGGCCUGGCCUCACAGGCAGUCGGGCGCCCCGGGCUGCCGGGAUCCUCUUUAGAACCCCAUCUGGAAGUAUCACAGCAUCUCCCGGUGCCUAAGCAUCUACCAGGGCCUGGAGGGACGGAUGAGCCCAGUGACCUGGAGGAGCUCGAGAAGUUUGCCAAGACCUUCAAGCAAAGGCGCAUUAAGCUGGGCUUCACACAGGGAGAUGUGGGAUUGGCUAUGGGAAAGCUGUAUGGCAACGACUUCAGCCAGACUACCAUCUCACGAUUUGAGGCCCUUAACCUGAGCUUCAAGAACAUGUGCAAACUCAAGCCACUGCUGGAGAAGUGGCUGAACGAUGCAGAGUCCUCCCCAUCAGACCCCUCAGCAAGCACGCCCAGCUCCUAUCCCACCCUCAGCGAAGUGUUUGGCAGGAAGAGGAAGAAGCGGACCAGCAUUGAGACCAACAUCCGCCUGACUCUGGAGAAGAGAUUUCAAGAUAACCCCAAACCCAGCUCAGAAGAGAUUUCCAUGAUUGCAGAACAGCUUUCCAUGGAGAAGGAGGUGGUGAGGGUCUGGUUCUGCAACCGAAGGCAAAAGGAGAAGCGAAUCAAUUGCCCAGUGACCACACCCAUCAAGUCACCCAUCUACAACUCUCGGCUGGUCUCUCCCUCGGGAUCUCUGGGCCCCCUGUCUGUCCCUCCUGUCCACAGCACCGUGCCUGGAACCGUAACGUCAUCCUGUUCCCCUGGGAACACCAGCAGGCCUUCGUCUCCUGGCUCAGGACUCCAUGCCAGCAGCCCCACAGCAUCUCAAAAUAACUCCAAAGCACCAAUGAACUCCUCCUCCAGCUUUAACUCCUCAGGAUCUUGGUACCGCUGGAAUCAUCCCACCUACCUCCACUGAGACCAAAAUGUUCCUCCUACUCUGCCUGGCCCCAGGUCCCCACUGGGAGGAAGAAAGUCAUGGCUUCUGGGUAUGGACAGACUACAUUCAGAAGAGUGGAAGAAAAGCCCCCUGUGGAUGAGUGAACCCACACUCUUGCUUUCGGCAGGAGCGAGGGCCUUGGAGAGCCACGCUGUGAUGGAAGCCGCUGCUGACUGCUCAGGCUCUUGACGGCGCCCCUGCCAGGAGUCCGCCAGCCUCACCUUCCUCGCCUGCAGCCUGCCUUCUCACCCCAAAGGUUUUGGUCCUCAGGGCCACUUAGUCUCUCAGAGAAAAAAAGACAUCCUGCCGCUAUUCUUCAACUCACCUUUGGCCUGGGGACAGCCAUUUACCUGGUGGCCAAACUACCGAAAGGAAGAUAAAGGUUUUUGAUUCUGACCUCAACGACAUUCCCCAACUGACCCCCAAAUCCAUAGAAAGAUGGGAGGCAGAUGUUUCCAUCAAAGCCUUGUUUUCUCUGACCCGCAAAGAUUUCCCACUGUCUCUCCAUUUUUUUGUCCAUUUUUUUUCUUUUGAGACUCACUUUCUUUUCUACAACCAGAUCCCUUCAUUCUUGCGUCCUGAGUUCCUUCCUCUUUGCAGAUUGCUGAGCCACGCUCUGGGUGGGUCGCUCCACUCCCUGGUGCUCUCAUUUUGUCUACAUCUACCCCCGAAUUCAAGAACAUCUGUUCUUUCUCCCUGUGUUUCUCCUUACUCCCUCCUUUCUCCUGGCUGCAAAAAAGGGAAGAAUCCAAGAGCAAACCCAUAGGGAUGAGAUUGGCCACAUAUUUGUACAUAGCCUUUUUUUGUUUUUGUUUUUCAUUAUGAUCUUUUCUCCUUAAUGUGUAACUUUCUACCAAAAUGCUUAACUCAGGUGUGAAUUUUGAAGACGUCUCUGUAAUAUUUUAUCAACUUAAAAAAGGGAAAAAUACCAAAGUAUGAAAUACUUCCACAGAGUUCCCACAUGAGCUGAGACUGAUAACUUUUGGGGGAACAUUUUCGGUAGAGUUUCCUUUGUGGGCCAGUGUGUAGACUGUAACGAGAAGCCAUCCCAGCAUGGUAACAUUUAAAAAGAAAAAAAAAAAAAUCAACAGGAAACGG